CUUACUAUUUUAAUUCCUACUUUUCUUCAUGUCGGACUACUCGUUUGGUUGAAUGCCGCAGGAGGACUCUGUUUGGGCAUGCGCAUUACCCUGUCAGCAUGGCGUUGAGGAAGUUUUUUGCCAGAGGCACCUGAGCAGAAAAUGUCACUUAUUCAAACCACAACGGGAACGUUUUUACGGGAUGCUAAGGUUCAUAUUUCAUUGUUCGUAGUCGGAUAGUGUCAUUGUUCAUGUUGUGUUUCGGUCAAAAUAGUUAUAAAACAGUUUCUAACUCAAAAGAACGUUAAUUCUAUCAGCUAUCAAGGAAUUUUGUCCAGUGUUGACUGUGGAAGGUGAAAGUGAAAACAGCAAUGAUCUCAGCUACUGAUCUGGAGCAGCUGGCUGAAAUAGAGCUGCAGAAGGAGGAAGAUGAGGAACAGGGUUGUCAUGGGUACCGUCCGGAUCGCCCUCCAGCCCCGCGUAGAGCCAGCUUCAGCCAGGACACCUCUCACCCCUACUACGAUGUGGCUCGACACGGGAUCCUACAGGUCACAGGUGAUGAUAACUAUGGCAGGAAGAUAGUUGUCUUCAGUAGCUGCUUGAUGCCCCCCUCCCAUCAGCUCAACCACCACCACCUACUGCAGUAUCUGAUGUACACUCUGGACCAGUAUGUAGAGAGUGAUUAUACAGUAGUGUACUUCCACCAUGGUCUCCGCAGCAGCAACAAGCCCUCGCUACAAUGGCUACGAAACGCAUACAAAGAAUUUGACAGGAAGUACAAGAAGAACCUGAAAGCCCUCUAUGUUGUCCAUCCUACUAACUUUAUCAGAAUCCUCUGGAAUAUAUUCCAACCACUCAUCAGUCACAAGUUUGGUAAGAAGCUGACCUAUGUGAACUACCUGGCUGAGCUCAGAGAUCACCUGAGCUGGGAUCAGCUCAUCAUCCCACCUGAUGUCCUCAGGCAUGACGAGAGGCUGCAGGCGGCCCAGAAGGGAGGUGUGCGCCCCUCAUCUAAGACUCCUCCCCCCAGACCUCCUCUGCCCACACAGCAGUUUGGAGUCAGCCUGCAAUAUAUUGGUGAGAAGAACCAGGGAGUGAUGAUCCCUCCUGUGAUGUCCCAGACUGUGUCUUAUCUCAAAGACAAAGGCCUCCAGACAGAAGGUAUCUUCAGGAGGUCCGCUCGUGUUCAGCUCAUCAAGGACGUCCAGAAGCUCUACAACCAGGGGAAGCCAGUGGUGUUUGAGCAGUAUGGAGACAUCCAUGUGCCUGCUGUCAUCCUGAAGACCUUCCUCAGAGAGCUACCUGAACCCCUGCUCACCUUCCCCCUCUACCGCCAGAUACAGGACAUGGUCCGAGUGGAGAGCAGUCUACGAGUGAGCACCUGUAAACACAUCCUAGAGAGUCUUCCAGAACACAACUACAUGGUGUUGAAGUACCUGCUCUGUUUCCUGAACAUGGUCUCUCAGCAGAGUAUCAUCAACAAGAUGUCUCCCUCCAACCUGGCUUGUGUGUUUGGUGUCAAUCUGUCCUGGCCUUCUCAGGGCUCUGUCUCUCUGACAUCUCUAACACCGCUCAACAUCUUCACUGAGAUCCUUAUAGAACAUUACCAUACAGUCUUCAGCUCCCGCUGCCCACGAGCAGAGGUACUGCCCUGAUACCAGCCCUGAUACCAGCCCUGAUACCAGCCCUGAUACCAGCCCUGAUACCAGCCCUGAUACCAGCCCUGAUACCAGCCCUGAUACCAGCCCUGAUACCAGCCCUGAUACCAGCCCCGAUACCAGCCCCGAUACCAGCCCCGAUACCAGCCCCGAUACCAGCCCCGAUACCAGCCCCGAUACCAGCCCCCGAUACCUGCCCCCGAUACCAGCCCCCGAUACCAGCCCCCGAUACCUGCCCCCGAUACCAGCCCCCGAUACCUGCCCCCGAUACCUGCCCCCGAUACCAGCCCCGAUACCAGUCCCGAUACCAGUCCCGAUACCAGCCCCCGAUACCAGCCCCCGAUACCAGCCCCCGAUACCAGCCCCCGAUACCUGCCCCGAUACCAGCCCCCGAUACCUGCCCCGAUACCUGCCCCGAUACCAGCCCCCGAUACCAGCCCCC
This is a messenger RNA of Salvelinus fontinalis (brook trout), 2079 nucleotides long. RefSeq names its product rho GTPase-activating protein 8-like. The transcript has 13 exons. Gene Ontology annotation, biological process: small GTPase-mediated signal transduction; negative regulation of endocytic recycling. The record is from RefSeq and is a predicted model, not a curated record. Gene Ontology annotation, molecular function: GTPase activator activity. The coding region runs from base 351 to 1634 and encodes 427 amino acids. Gene Ontology annotation, cellular component: cytoplasm. NCBI's taxonomy places the organism in Eukaryota, Metazoa, Chordata, Actinopteri, Salmoniformes, Salmonidae.